This is a messenger RNA of Drosophila grimshawi, 2220 nucleotides long. It is a transcript of the gene Rap1, whose product is annotated as ras-related protein Rap1. Gene Ontology annotation, cellular component: plasma membrane. Gene Ontology annotation, biological process: negative regulation of synaptic vesicle exocytosis; Rap protein signal transduction; cellular response to cAMP. Gene Ontology annotation, molecular function: GDP binding; GTPase activity; GTP binding. The record is from RefSeq and is a predicted model, not a curated record. The transcript has a single exon. The coding region runs from base 960 to 1514 and encodes 184 amino acids. NCBI's taxonomy places the organism in Eukaryota, Metazoa, Arthropoda, Insecta, Diptera, Drosophilidae.
AAAAAAUAGAAGAAAAAAAAGAGUGCAGUAAAUUCCUAAAAGCAGUGCCAGCACCAGCAAACCAACCACAGAACGAAACAAAACGAAUUUAUAUAGUGAAAAAAAUCUAUUUUAAAAAUAUAAAAUACAACCAUUUGCUUUCUUUACAUUCCACAGUGCUCAAGCUCGCUUAGUCCUCAGCCAGCAGCAACAGCAGAUAGCGCAAUUUGCUGUUGUAAAACGGAAGUUGUUGUCGUAGUCAGCCAGAGAGAGUGAGACGACAGACAGACGAAGCGGUAGAGGCGGCAAGGGCUAUAGUGUGUGUGUGUGUGUGUGCUACAAUAAUUCUAUUUAACGCCCCUCAUCCCACCACACCUUCACUUGAAAAGCAACAAUUUGACGACAAACCAAAAAACGCUCGCAACUUUACUACCUGAGCGGAGAUAGACAGACAGAGAGAGAGAGAGCAAGAGAGUGAGAGUGGUGUGUGCAACAGAAAGAGAGAGAGACACACACAGAUGCACGCAUACAGCUAAAGUUGUUUGUUGGCACAAAGGUUAUCAUCAAUAACAAAGAACAACAGCAGUAACAACAAGAGCAACAGCAACAACAACAACAGCAAUAGCAACAACAAAAAGCUUUCUGCAAGAACUGCAACUGCAACCCAAAAGCAAUCGCCGAACAACGCCUAAAACUAGUGAUUUUUUUUUAUUCUAAAGAGAGAGAGACGAGGAGAAGAACCAUCGAGUGAGAGAACGAGCAACUGAGAGAGAGAGUUUUAAAUAAACAUUUGCACAACAGCAAUAACAACAAUAACAGCAACAAACCACCUCGUCACCCCGCCUACAACAGUAACUACCUGCGCCUGGUUUUAAAAUAAACCUACAUACAUAACACACACACAUAUAUAUAUAUAUAUAUAUAUAUCUAUAUAUAUAUAUAUAUAGCAUAUAUACGACAUAAAUUGUCGCCCACAAAAGAUGCGUGAAUAUAAAAUUGUUGUUUUGGGCAGCGGAGGUGUCGGCAAAUCGGCGCUAACUGUGCAAUUUGUGCAAUGCAUUUUUGUGGAGAAAUAUGAUCCGACCAUCGAGGACAGUUAUCGCAAACAGGUGGAAGUGGAUGGACAGCAAUGCAUGCUGGAGAUUUUAGAUACCGCCGGCACGGAACAGUUUACAGCGAUGCGAGAUCUCUACAUGAAGAAUGGACAGGGAUUUGUACUUGUCUAUUCAAUAACGGCGCAAUCCACAUUCAAUGAUCUGCAGGAUCUGCGAGAGCAAAUAUUGAGGGUAAAGGAUACGGACGAUGUGCCCAUGGUGCUGGUUGGCAACAAAUGCGAUCUGGAGGAUGAGCGCGUCGUUGGCAAGGAGCUGGGCAAGAGUUUGGCCAAUCAGUUCAAUUGCGCCUUCAUGGAGACCUCAGCCAAAGCCAAAGUGAAUGUGAAUGAUAUUUUCUACGAUUUGGUCAGGCAGAUCAACAAGAAGUCACCCGAAAAGAAACAAAAGAAACCGAAAAAGUCCCUAUGUGUUCUGCUAUAAGACUUCCAAAAAACAAAAAAAAAAAAAAAUAAUAAAAAAAAAUCAAAAACAAAAAAGAACAUAAAAGAAGUAAAGUAACAAGUAAAAAGUAACAAAGCAUACAAAGCCCACAAAACUUAAAGAUUGUCAAAAUUGCAAUAACCAAGAAAAAACCAUAUAUAAAAACGAAAACAAAAAUAAAUUUAACUGACAAUGUUUUUAACUGUGCAAAGAUUUUUGUAAUUAUUACUACAUACUAUUACUACUACUACUAUUAUUACUAUGCUAUUUUUGCUGAUUAACAAUUAAUUAUUAUAUAAAAAUUAUAUUUGUCGUUCGUUUCUGAGCCGUUUUUUAAAAAAUUAUGCAAUACACGCAACAAACACAAAAUGCAAAACAUUCGUAACUAAAAACAUUCGUAUUUAUUUUAUUUUAUUUUUUUUUUUGAUUUUGUUUAGAUUCUUUUCGAUUAUGCUACAUACAUUAAUAUACACAACAUACACUACAAUAAAUAUACAAAAUUUAUCUAUACAAUACAUAUACAUAUACAUACAUAGAUGAAGCAUUUAAAUAAUAAACAAACUCGUUGCUCUUCAAACACAAUAAAAAGAAAGAAGAUGGUUAAAGAAAAUCAAAUUAAGCUAAAACGUAAAUCUAAAAUUCAAUUGUAUGCCUAAAAAUCACUAAAUGAAAUCUUGAAAGAAACAAAGAAAAACAAACAAAAAAA